Molecule: messenger RNA, 939 nt
Organism: Penicilliopsis zonata CBS 506.65
Lineage: Eukaryota; Fungi; Ascomycota; Eurotiomycetes; Eurotiales; Aspergillaceae
Exons: 3
Coding region: 1-939 (312 amino acids)
Biological process (GO): cytoplasmic translation; ribosomal large subunit assembly; ribosome biogenesis
Cellular component (GO): cytosolic large ribosomal subunit
Molecular function (GO): structural constituent of ribosome; large ribosomal subunit rRNA binding
Source: RefSeq, a predicted model, not a curated record
AUGGGGGGCAAGUCCGCUACCAAGGCCGCUUACUUCGAGAAGCUUAAGAACCUUCUCCAGGAGUACAGCUCGGUUUUCAUCGUCGGCGUUGACAAUGUCAGCUCCCAGCAGAUGCACGAGAUUCGUCUGAGUCUCCGUGGUGAGGGUGUUGUCCUUAUGGGCAAGAACACCAUGGUUCGCCGUGCCCUCAAGGGUUUCAUCAACGACAACCCGGAGUACGAGCGUCUCCUUCCCUUCGUCAAGGGCAACGUUGGUUUCAUCUUCACCAACGCCGACCUGAAGGAAACCCGCACCAAGAUUCUCUCGAACCGUGUUGCGGCCCCCGCCCGUGCCGGUGCCGUCGCCCCUCUUGAUGUCUGGGUCCCUGCUGGUAACACCGGUAUGGAACCCGGUAAGACCUCUUUCUUCCAGGCUCUUGGUGUCCCCACCAAGAUUGCUCGUGGUACCAUCGAAAUUACCACCGACCUGAAGCUCGUCGAGGCUGGCGGCAAGGUCGGUGCCUCCGAGGCCACCCUCCUGAACAUGCUGAACAUCUCUCCCUUCACCUACGGUAUGAGCAUUGCUCAGAUCUACCAGGAUGGUCAGACCUUCGGCUCCGAGAUUCUGGACAUUGAGGAGUCUCAGCUUCUCAAGGCCUUCAACACCGCGGUCACCACCAUCACCGCCAUCUCCCUGGCCACUGGCAUCCCCACCCUGCCUUCCGUCAUGCACUCUCUUGUCAACUCCUACAAGAACGUCCUGGCUGUUGCCGUGGAGACCGAGUACAGCUGGCCUGAGAUUGAGGAGCUCAAGGACCGCAUCGCUAACCCCGAUGCCUACGCCUCUGCUGCUCCUGCUGCUGCCGCCGCUGCCGCCACUUCUGAUGCUCCUGCCGCCGAGGAGAAGGAAGAGGAGGCCGAGGAGUCCGACGAUGACAUGGGCUUCGGUCUCUUCGACUAA